Molecule: messenger RNA, 642 nt
Organism: Mesorhabditis spiculigera
Lineage: Eukaryota; Metazoa; Nematoda; Chromadorea; Rhabditida; Rhabditidae
Source: the annotation of a GenBank genome assembly
AUGAAGAUUCUCCUGUUCUCCCUGUUGCUCAUCGCUUUCGUAUUUUCCGCUCCAGUUGACGAGCACUCCAAGGAGAAGGAUGUUAUCCACCUACGAGAGCGCCGUCGGAUCAGUUCUUCCGAUGAGGUGACCGAAACUCCAGACACGGACGUGGAUAGACGAAAGCGGGAGGCCGAGCAUGGCUGCGAUGAGAACCAAGUUCCUGGAGGGGAAGUCGCGGCUCAUAUCGACGUUCGCGACAAGCGCAGGAUAAAGCAGCCAACGGGUCCCGCAACGACAACGACAGAAGCCCCGCAUCAUGAAGAAAUCGAACAUCACGAAGCCCUGGAGCACAAUGAGGAGAAGCGCUCUGUCGAAGAACCUGUUGCAGAUGACCAUACCAGUGCUGACUCGGAAGACAGCGGGAAGAGCCAUUCUAAUGGAGAUUCUGAGGACGAGGAGCCUCUAAGCGAGGGCCACAACAUUGGCGACCAUCUCGGCGAGCACACCGAGCCGGAAGAUGGCUUCACUGGAGAAGUAGUGGUCCGCGCGAAGAAGGCCACCCACGGCAGCAAGCAUCCAGCCCGGCUGAUGCAGAAGAACAAGAGCAACUCGAAUGUUGGCGAGACUUCUGGAAUGCCAGGGGAUCAAGCUUUUGUCGCC